This is a messenger RNA of Exaiptasia diaphana, 1032 nucleotides long. RefSeq lists its product as uncharacterized. NCBI's taxonomy places the organism in Eukaryota, Metazoa, Cnidaria, Anthozoa, Actiniaria, Aiptasiidae. Gene Ontology annotation, molecular function: nucleic acid binding. The record is from RefSeq and is a predicted model, not a curated record.
UGGGGAAUGGGAUGACCGAGAGGUUCAACCGCACCCUACUUGGCAUGUUGGGGACUCUGCCAGAUCUCCAGAAGACAAAUUGGAAAGACCAUGUGGCACCUUUAGUACAUGCAUACAAUUCAACGAUCAACGAGUCUACCGGCUUUUCUCCUUUCUACUUAAUGUUUGGACGCGAACCUCGUCUACCUGUGGAUGUCGAGUUUGGAUUGACCCCUCAUACUACAUGUUCAGGGAGAUUUGUUGAUAACCUUAGACAGAGGCUUAGACAAGCACAUGAUUUGGCUAAGAAGCAUUCACGUCUAGCUGCGGACCGGAACAAGCGUUAUUAUGAUGUAAAGAGAGAAGCGCGGUUGGAACAAGGGGACAGAGUCUUAGUUCGAAAUUGUACACCGACUGGAAAACUUGAUAAUAAGUGGGAAYAACAUGUGUAUGUGAUCAAAGAUAAGCCGAAUGAAAGUAUUCCCGUUUAUCGACUUGUUCGAGAGGAUGGUAAGGCUAGGACAAGGAUCUUGCACCGGAACCUGAUUUUACCAUGCCCAAAUUUGGAGUCUUGUUCAGAAGAUCCCUCAGGUAGGCAAGUGGUAAACAGCAAGGGAAGAAGACCAACGGGACGACGCAAUGUUUCAAAUAACACGGACCUUCAAGACGACUGUGGUUGGAGCCUGCGUAUACAGGGCCCUACAGCAGAUCAAACUUCUCUCACAGAAAGUGCUACAGGAAGGGAUGUGAGUGAUCGGUUGCAACAGUUUCAACCGAGCGUUCGGGGGAGUGACAUGAGUCGAAGUGUGCAAUCGUGGGAGCAGACUGAUCUACACUCUACUGGUGCAGAGGUUGUUCAGGCCAACGGCCGCUCGUUGGCUGAAGAUGUGACCGUUGGAAGAUCGGAUGUUCAUAGUAGUCUGGAUCUACCUAGGAGAUCCCGUAGGACCAAACGUCCUCCAGGCUGGAUGACGGGUGGGGACUUUGUUUGUUACCGCCUUUCUCAAGUAGUCUCCCCCCACCUUGUCUCAGGAGGGAAGGGUGUAGGACUGG